ACGAAACCGGAAGCAGAAAGGACACAACUUGCAAAAGAUUCUUACUCUUGACUUUAAUAACGUCACUGAGAUGUGUUUCACUUGAGCACGCUUUGUGCAAACUCGGAAUAUCCUAAAAGUUUUCUGCGGAGUUUUUGUAUAUUUGUUUUUGGGCCAGAAAAUGUAAAGCUCCCAGAUUUCAUCCACUGGGAAGUUAACCCAGUGUGGUGAAAUGCGCCCGAUAGAGAAAAGGGAACUGAAAGUAAUGUUUGCAAUGCUGUUCUUUCGGCUUUUCUGAAAGUCUACUGAUGUUAAAACUGACUGUGAAACCAUUCUGAGUUUGUUGUUCCCUUAUACUAUCCAUAUCACAAACUUUAGGCACCGUCCUCAUCUAACAAACAAACAUCCUCAUAGAGCUUAUACGGUUCUGCAUAUAAAAUGGAAUGUUUCUCACGCAUUAAUCACCCUGGUUACCGUUCAGAAAUUAAUAAUUUAUUAAUUAUUAACUCCAGCCAGCAGGGUGCGCAGUGACAUUUCACUCGUACUGUAACCAGCACGGCCCGAACAGUUCGUUAGGCGCGGGUUUAGGCAAAAACCGAAACUUUCUCCGAAACAUUAACCUAGGAAAUGUAUACACUUUGACCGUGCAUAAAAUGAGACCAAAUGUAAAUUGCUGAUAGUAUACGUUAAGCAUUUAUAGUUCUGUUAUCUUGAAACCUGGUUUGAGAUAUCGUUUAAUAAUACAGCAACUGUCGAAAUUGAAUUAAAUGAAGAGCUAGCUAGCUAACAGUCCAGAGCACUUGGGCCCACGUCACUUUUUAUUCGAUUUAACUUAGCUCACAUUAAUGUCACUCAAGGAAGACUAUGUCAGAGUCCGAAAAAGAGAUCUGGAAAGGUUAACAACUGAAGUCAUGCAGCUGCGCGAGUUUUUGCCUAAAGUCCUCAAUGGGGAUCUAAUUGAAUUGCUCCACAAAGCGCGGGCUGCCGAAACACUGAAGGCCUGCAAUGAGCAGGAUCAGCUGAGACAGGAGUGCCAGAAUCUCCGCUCAAGACUGGAUGCUGCUCAGAGCCAGGCUGAGGGAGAGAGGGAGGAGAAGCUGAUCCUCAGAGAGCAGCUGUGGGAGAGCCGGGAGCAGCUGCGGCAGCAGGCGGAGUUCUGCACAGAGCUGGGAGCGGCGGCCUGCACACUCCUCUGGAGCGUCUCCAGCAAGGAGGCGGCCGUGACGGACAUGCUGGCCGACGGUAAGCUGGGUCCUUUCCUGGCAGUAGCAGGCCAGACUCUGGAAAGCUUUGUGAAGUCUCUGGGGGAGGAUGGGAAGAUGGAGCAGCGGGACCUCUGUUCCCAUGACAACCAGUUUGUCCUGGCGCUGGCUGGAGUCAUCACCAAUAUUGCAGCGGUGACAUGUGGGCGAGACUUCCUGGCUUCCUCCGCCCCUGUGCUGCUGGACACGCUGACACAGCUUCUGGGCAUGAUGAAGCCAGGGGCUUGCUCCAAGUUAAAAGUGUUAAUGCUGAUGGCUCUGUAUAACGUCAGUAUCAGUGUGAAGGGGCUGCAGUACAUCAGCGAGGGCCCAGGACUUCUCCCACUCAUCUGCUGUCUGCUGCAAGACGGGGACUGGGAGGUGUGCCUCCACGCCCUGCGUCUGCUGCAGUCGCUCGCGCUGGAGGAGGCGGGGCUAGCCCCAGCGCUGAGAGAGCGCCUCCCCCUGGCCCGGAUACGCCAGCUCUCCUCCAGCCCCCACGCCACCCUGCGGCAGGCUGCCCAGGACAUGCUGGAGGACCUGCGCCACCUCGCCCCAGCUCAGCAGGCCCCGGAGAGCGGACAGCGCCCCCUACAGGAACCCGCCCCGCACUGUAGGGGAGAGAGCCCGUGGGGUGGCAAAACCACAUAAAAACACAGUCUAUUCGGUUUGUUCUCUGCACACAGUUCAAGGCAGUGGACUGUGCUGUUUGCUGCACUGUUUGCUUGCAGUAAUGCAUUAUUAUUUCAUACUUAAUGUGCAGGUGCAGUUCCACCUCAUUGGGUUGCUGUGUAUUUGUUAUGGUCAUAAAGGAAACCCUUAUAGUUUCCCUCUGGGAUCAUUCUCAUACACUGCUAUAAGUUGUGAUUGUGAUUGCAUUCCUUGCCUCAUGUUUUCAAUAAUGAGGGUUGCAUUUGUAUAAUUAGUUAUGAUAAGUUAUAUUUUUUUAUAAUUUGUUAUUAUAAUAUAAUAUUUGUGAAAACAAGUGGAGUUCUUAUCUGAAUACAAUACAAAGUUUAAAAAAAAUCUUAUUAUUACUUAGACUAUGCUUGUGUUAAAGGUUCAUUUCAGUGUUUGUAAAACAUGGACUAUUUUUCAUUGGCUAGCUGGUAGAGAGAGGAGAAUGUGUUAGAUGCAGCACACCCUGAUAGUGCACACAGUAGAGGUUGCUGGUAAAGAUAUUUUUCACUGUUGUCUCAUUGGCAUCCAAGGACACUCUGUGGCAGUUGGGAUGCUUCACAAAUACAGAUCACAUUAAAACAAACAAGUGGGCACUUGUCUUUUU
Messenger RNA from Anguilla anguilla (European eel), 2505 nucleotides. RefSeq names its product heat shock transcription factor 2 binding protein (gene hsf2bp). Gene Ontology annotation, cellular component: cytosol. The transcript has 7 exons. The record is from RefSeq and is a predicted model, not a curated record. NCBI's taxonomy places the organism in Eukaryota, Metazoa, Chordata, Actinopteri, Anguilliformes, Anguillidae. The coding region runs from base 825 to 1871 and encodes 348 amino acids.